This is a messenger RNA of Coniophora puteana RWD-64-598 SS2, 2645 nucleotides long. RefSeq lists its product as uncharacterized. The transcript is spliced from 5 exons. The record is from RefSeq and is a predicted model, not a curated record. The coding region runs from base 111 to 2579 and encodes 822 amino acids. Lineage: Eukaryota; Fungi; Basidiomycota; Agaricomycetes; Boletales; Coniophoraceae.
CCGACAACUUGCUCAACUUAGCCAGCGCCAACAGCGAAACUCCUCGCAGUAAUCCCGGGCUUCAAGAGGGCUACCAUGCCGAGACAAGACGCCUCAAAGUCGCACAGGUCAUGGCCAACUAUUUGAUGACUUGCUCUCCCGAAGCGUGGUUCGAGCAAUACGCGCCCCAUAGUCAGUGGAGCGACUCAGACCUAGACGAUCUUCUUCAAACUCUAAAGCAAAAGAGCAUCUGGAAUUCAGAGGGUUGGACAGAAAUUCUGGCAGCCAUGCAAGACCGGCAAACCGAGAACAACACCUACUCUCCUAUCUCGAAGAUCGCCGCCGCCGUCGCCGAACAAGCCCAGAAGAUGAAGGGAAUCGCGCCCACCACGAAGAUCCAGAACGCCCCGCACGACUGGAGCGUUCCCGAAGUCCCCUCACACAAAUGGUUCCCCGACCUUCGCGGCUACCUCGCCAAGUCUCAAACGAUUGACCCCCGCACCCGUGAAUCCGAUUCCACCAACCCGCAAACUUUUGCCAAUGAUUCUAGUGAUAUGUACCCGCUCGUGGAAGAGGAGCUUCAGGAACCCCAGCGCGUUGAACUCAGAAAGCCUCGGCCCAGCGCUCGACUCGACGGCAACUCGAAGGGGCCCAAGGAACAGGAGACGAAGAUGAACCUCUCUGAUGUCGUCGCCAUUGGAGAGUUCAAACGCGAGAAGAAAACUGCUGAUCAACGUGACAAUGAACUCAAAAUAUCUGGCGGAGCUACAGAGCUCUUAUAUAACGAUCCCUGUCGUCGUUUCGUCAACGGCUUUACCAUUGAGAAAAGAAAUAUGCGCAUGUGGAGGUUCGAACGUAGCCACGUGUGCUUUUCCCAGCCGUUUGAUUUUCACAAGGAAGCGAAGCUGUUCCUGCGGUAUCUCCUCUAUAUUAUAUUUUCAUCACCCAAAGACCUUGGCUUUGAUCCCACCGUUCGUCGUUAUUUCAAGCCCGUUACCGAAAACGCCGAUCCCCCAUCGUCCGAGACAGACGGUUGCCGAUACGAAAUCGCGUACCGGUAUCAGAUUGGCAACCGGUUUUUCCUUACGGAAGGGCCUCCCAUCUCCGAAGAGGCUGCAUACUGGGUCGCUUCUAGAGCCACGCGAGUCUGGCGCGUCAGGGAAAUGAUUUUCCAGGACCACAACAAGGAGCAUGUCUACACGCUCGGCGAAUGCAAAGUUCUCAAGGAUGCCUACCUCUUUGAAGAUGCGGUCCUCGAGAGCGUAAUCAGGGGGCAAAUUAUGGAGUCACUCAGACAUGUCGACGGGGUUGAUCUUGAGGAUGCGGCAUGUCACUUCUUGGAUUACGAGCUUGACGAAGUCGUCAAGUUGCCCGACGGAGACAAGGAGUGGAGGGAGGAUGAUCUGAUCAGUGUCACUGACGCCAACAAGCGUGCCUACUAUAAUCCUGCUCCUAAACCAUCUCAGCCUUCCCCCCUCCCGGAAUCUCAGCGCACAUCUACGUCUCAGAAAGACUCGAACCAACCUGGUGCUACCGACGCUUCACAACAACUCCCUGAUGGACAGACUGGGCGCGCCAAGUCUUACUGGGACGACUUACGAUAUCAUCGUCGGAAGCAUGUUCGAACCGUCAUUACGGAGGUGUGUCAAAACAUGUACGAAGUGGAUAAUUGGGUUACGUUCUUGGAGUGCAUGAUUCACCUUAUCAAAGGUUUAAACUAUAUGCGCCAGGCAGGGUGGGUGCAUCGUGACAUCAGUGGUGGAAACUGUCUCUGGCAUCCGGGCAGCAAGCAAGGGAAACUUGCCGAUCUGGAAUACGCCCGCCCCUAUAAACACAAUUCCAUGCUGAUUCACGACCCGAAGACGGGCACGCCUGCUUUCAUGGCCGUGGAAUAUCAAGAACGACGAUAUCUGUUCCAACCACACCAGGAUCCCUCACAAUUCCAGCAAAUGUUUGAUGAUGAUGAUUUUUUCCUGUCUAAACCGAGUCAACCUCCUAUAUGGAAUCUGCCGUUCGCUUAUCACUUUUACCAUGACCUAGAAUCGAUCCUUUGGCUUUACGUUUGGAUUGCUCAUUUCCGUCCUCCAUCUCCGUGUGUACCUCCCGCGGUAUUCACACCACUCUCGAACACUCUCAGGACAUUAGGAAACCUUUUCUUCGUCUGCGGAACCGACGGCAACAAAACGCGCUUGGGUGCUAUCUUGACUGGCAAGGCCCCUCAAAAUUGGUUCAUUUCACGUGAUCUGGGACAAAUCUACGCGGGAGCUCAUAGUGCCUUCAUACUGAAAGGGUUUAUGCUUCUUCGCCCUCUCGUAUUUGCCUAUGAAGAGCUUGAAUCAUCUUUGCCUGAUGAUACGCUUCCCUCCGGUAAUCCCAUUUGGAGGGACACGCACUUCGGCUCCGCAUUAUACGACACGUUCUGCAAUGAAGUCAUCGAAGUGUUGAACAGGGUGAGACCGCGUCCAGCAAUCCAUCCCAUGAUAUCGAUCAGCAGUAGAUGGGAGAAAACGAGGCGGCCCCCCACCACUACCCAGGAGCCGGACAGCCCUACUGCGCAUGCAAACGAGCUCGAGAUGGCCGGGUUAUCUACGAGCCAGUAGCUAGCAUUUUAAUAUAAAAUUAUCCAUUUAGACAUGUCCCUUUACGAGUCUUUGGUCAAGUUACGC